This is a messenger RNA of Episyrphus balteatus (marmalade hoverfly), 546 nucleotides long. It is a transcript of the gene RpLP1, whose product is annotated as 60S acidic ribosomal protein P1. The record is from RefSeq and is a predicted model, not a curated record. The transcript is spliced from 2 exons. Bases 100 to 438 code for a protein of 112 amino acids. Gene Ontology annotation, biological process: cytoplasmic translation; translational elongation. Gene Ontology annotation, molecular function: structural constituent of ribosome; ribonucleoprotein complex binding; protein kinase activator activity. Lineage: Eukaryota; Metazoa; Arthropoda; Insecta; Diptera; Syrphidae. Gene Ontology annotation, cellular component: cytosolic large ribosomal subunit; ribosome.
CUCGCGAAGUGUGCUUGUUCUCGAAUUGAGCUAAGGCCAAUUUUAUUAAAAUUUUUGGCAACUUGCACUAAAAUAAAAACAACAAAAAACUAAACCAACAUGUCCACCAAAGCUGAACUCGCUUGCGUCUACUCAUCCCUCAUCUUGGUCGAUGAUGAUGUUGCCGUUACCGCGGAAAAAAUCAACACCAUCUUGAAGGCCGCCAAUGUUGACAUUGAGCCAUACUGGCCAGGUCUUUUCGCCAAGGCUUUGGAGGGAAUCAACAUCAAGGAUUUGAUCACCAACAUCGGAUCCGGAGUUGGAGCCGCCCCAGCUGCUGGUGGUGCUGCUGCCGAUGCUGGUGCAGCUGCUGCCCCAGCUGAAGCCAAGAAGGAAGAGAAGAAGGAGGAAGAACCAGAGGAGUCUGACGACGACAUGGGUUUCGGUCUUUUCGAUUAAAAACUUCCACCACCCUCACCUCUGUGACGUUGACUUUUAUGCUUUGUACACGUUUUAAUGUACAAAAAUGUGAAAUAAACAAAUUUUUACAGAAAAGAUAAAAAAAAA